CGAGACUUCGUGCAGCCAUACUUAUCUGUUAUAUGUGCACUUUCGAAAGACAAACCAAGCAGAAUGUCAGAUACAAUGCGAAUUACUCAUCGACAAGAAUAAUUAUACACUUGAAACUAUACUGUAAAAUGGUGACAGGAGAAAAUACUCAGAUUGUUCCGCUUGAGGUUGUUUCAGGAGCUGAUGAAGAAAAGGUGCUGUGUAUCAUCAGAGAUCUAGUAGAUUCACAGACAGCUGGUCGUAAGCAGUCAGUCAAUUUACCUGCAUCUACUUCGCUGAACAAUGCAGCAAAAGAGAUAGCCAAGAUAUGUGGUUAUGCUCGAAGUGUAUCCGUGCACUAUGAGAGACAACAGGGGCAAUCAUCUGCAGAUGUCAUCCUCGAAGAGCAAGCAGAUGGAACACUUGGAAGUAUUUGCAAUCCAGAGAUUCGGCGUCAUAAUUUCACAAUAUAUGAAUUGGAAGGCAAAGCACCCCAGCGAGAGGAUGAAACCUCAGGCUAUGAGAGCCAAGUAUCGACAAGUAGUCUAUCAUACAACAGCUCCUCCUAUGAUCACUACAAUAACUCCUCCUGCGACUCGUAUGCAUCAGCAUUGAUCAAGUCAGACACAGGUUAUGUAGGCCUUGUAAACCAGGCAAUGACUUGCUACCUCAACAGUCUCCUGCAAACGCUUUUCAUGACGCCUGAGUUUCGAAAUGCUUUGUACCGAUGGGAGUACAAGAAAAAAAGGGAGGAUGAUGCAGCCAAGAGUAUCCCUUUCCAGCUUCAGAGACUGUUUCUUCAGCUUCAGACAAGUGGAAAAAGAUCAGUGGAAACCACAGAUCUUACUAGAAGUUUUGGCUGGGACAGUAGCGAAGUAUGGCAGCAGCACGAUGUUCAAGAACUGUGUCGGGUCAUGUUUGAUGCUCUGGAGCACACCUGGCGGGACACUGCGCAGGCCAGUCUCAUCAACCAGUUGUAUCAGGGCAAGCUCAAGGACUAUGUCAAGUGUCUGGAGUGUGAAAAUGAAAGUGCACGUAUUGAUGCUUAUCUGGACAUUCCUUUAGUGGUGCGGCCAUUUGGAUCAAAUCAAGCAUAUGGAAGUGUGGAGGAGGCUCUGGAAGCCUUUGUGCAACCUGAAAUACUGGAAGGAACCAAUCAGUAUUUCUGUGAAAAGUGCAAUAAGAAGUGUAAUGCACACAAAGGGCUGAAAUUUGUCACUUUUCCAUACUUAUUGACACUACAAUUGAAGCGUUUCGACUUUGAUUACAGCACUCUGCACCGCAUUAAACUGAAUGACAGGAUGACCUUUCCAGAAAUUCUUGAUCUAAACCGGUUUGUGGAGACAAUGGAAUAUGGAGAUGCACUUGAUGGGAUGGAAAUGAGUAGUGAGCAUCGAAACAUUGAAGAAACUAAAGGAUGCACAGCUGCAGGCACUACAGAUAGUGCUGACGAAGGCAUAGAUGAAGGAAUUGAUGUUGAGGCUGGCUGUUCUGCUGCGUCGUCUAGUAGUGACGCCUCAAGUGUCAGCAGUGAGGUGGCAGCCAACAAUCGUAAUGCUCGCGAUUCUGCAUCUAAGGGUCCUUACGUUUAUGAACUCUUCUCUAUAAUGAUCCACUCAGGAAGUGCAGCAGGAGGGCAUUAUUAUGCAUACAUAAAGUCGUUCAAGGAUGGUCAGUGGUAUAGUUUCAAUGAUCAACAAGUCACGAAGAUAACCUAUGAAGAUAUUCAAAAAACUUAUGGAGGGUCUCCAAUGGGCAGAAGCUACUACUCUUCAGCAUAUAGCAGUUCUACAAGUGCGUACAUGUUGAUGUACAGACAGAUUGACAAUGAAAAGAAGGAGGACUUCAUGUCACCGGAGAACUUCCCAGAGGUACUGAAGUUACAGCUGCAGGAACAGCAGAACAAAGAGGAGCAGGAGAGGAGACAGCGAGAACUUGAUAAGUCAACAUGCAAGAUCAAAGUGCACAUGAUGCACCCUGUAGAUCAUCGCAAGAUGGAGACACGGUUAGAGAUUCACAAGGACAAGACCCUUAGAGAAGCUACAGAGAUAGUUUACAAGAUGUUUGAAAUGGAAAGUAUAAUUGACAUCUCUUGCUGUCGUCUAGUCAAGUAUGAUGAGUACCUAGAUUCCUUAGAGCACUCUUUUGAAGGGGAGGAGGAGAUGCCCAUCUCCAUUUUGCUUGGAGGGGUCAAGGCGACAUACAGCUUUGACUUGCUGCUUGAAACAAGAAGACCUGAUCAGAUUUUCCAGCCAUACAAACCUGGAGGUGUGACAGUCAAAGUAUUUUUAGUAGACAUCUAUACAGAAACCAUCCACCCUCCUAUUAGUGUGAGAGCUUACGUCGUACAGACAGUUGAAGAAUUUAAGUUGCUUCUGUCUCAGGUUCUUGGGAAACAUCCAUCCUCCAUGCGGUUGGUACUGGAACGAUUUCACAAUGACCUACGCUUACUGACUAAUCCAUCUAAAACUCUCAAGGCAGAGGGUUUCUUCAAAAGUAACAAGGUGUAUGCGGAGUGUUCUGGAGAUGCAGCUGACGCUAAAGUUCCAUACAUUCACAGCCGCCUGUAUCGCCUGCUGGAUCGCCACCAGAACACCAUCCACAUCCAUGUCAAUGUGCCUACACCAGAGACUGUGGCUCAGUAUUUGCAGUCCCUCCAGAAUACCCGGCAACGCUUGUACCUGCUGCGAUCUGGUGCAAUAGGUAGCGGUGAUCUCAGCCUCCAUUCCUCUCCCUCCUCAACUCCUGUGCGUGAGCGACGAAAUUCUCUUGGUGGAGUGGCCGGAGGCGACUGUGGCAUGGGACUGGAUGAUGUGGGCAGAGGGUUGGGAGGUAGUGAGCUGGAACCCCGCCUCUCUUCACUGGGUCUGAGCAGUCUAAACCUGCACACUUCCCACAGUGAUCCCUCCAUCUACCACAGCUGUCGCCUUGUGCUUGAUUCUGCUGGAAACAACAGCUAUGACAAUGACAACAAUUCCAACUCGUCUCUUCAUUGCUCACCAUCAGGAUCCGAGGGCCGAAGCAACAGUCCUGUUGGCCCGAGCUCUUCUAGCACCAGCGCAGAGUUCUCCCUCACAGCAAACUUUCCUGGUUCCCAUGAUGCACCACUCUCCUCGCCAGAUGAUCUAGACCCUGAGACACAUUUCAUCUUGCGGGACCGGGUUGUGGAGACAGAUUUGUGUAUUGGUUUGCCAGAGCAAGGCCCACAGGUGUCUUCUCCAGAAGACAUGGAAGGUCGCUAUAGUGACAGUGAGCAUCUCCACCAAGAUGUUGGCUCCAAUGCAGCCUAUUUGAUGAGUAUGGGUGAACGGACGCCUCUUGUUACCACCCCAUGCAAGCGAAUCAUGACAGCCACAUACGCUGCCUCUGGUGAGGAGGAAUGCUGGGAUACUGAGGUCACCUUGAAAUCACCUCCACCGCCUCCCCCUCCCCCACCACCUCCGCCACCACCGCCGCUACCGCCAUCUUUCUCCAAGUUUGGGAAAGAAAACUUAACAGCACCACUACAAGACUCUAGCGUGGGGUACAGCCAGGAUGUGAGUGACCAGAGUGGGUUUGAGGCAAGUUCAGGGGCCGGACAAGUUGGGUGGGAGACUGAGGAGGAGGACAUGCAUCGUUACUUUUUUGCCAUUCCAUGCACUGUAUCUGAUCCUGGCGUUCGCAGUUUGUCUGUAUAUGUUGACAAGAGAAUAACCCUUGGGGCUUUCAAAAAGGAACUAGAGAAACACAUAGGAACCACAUCAGAAAACUUCAAAGUGUACAGAGUCUACUCCAACAACCAAGAGUUUGAGAGUGUGCGUCUUUCGGAUACAUUAUCCUUCUUAGAGGAUGGCAAGCUCAACAUUAAAAUGGGCAGAGCUUUGCGGCCUGGUGAACACAGGGUCAAAGUUUAUCAGCUGUGUGUCAAUGACCCAGAGCCCUGUAAGUUUCUGAUAGAAACAAUCUUUGCAAAGGGGAUGACAGUGUGGGAGUCAAAGCAGCUAAUUUUGCCAGAGAUAAAAGAAAAGUGUGGCUUGGACAUUCCCAUAGAAAGGUGUCGGCUGCGAAAGAAGUCAUGGAAGAACCCAGGAACAGUGUAUAUAAACAGUCAAGUGUAUGAAGAUGAAAUUGCCAUCUUCCCCAACUGGGAGGUGUUCCUUGAAAUUCUGGACAAGCCAGAUGAGCUGAAGAGCAUGCAGCAGCUGGCCAUUUACCUCAGACGCUGGUGUCCAUCAACGUUUACUCUUGACCCCUUUCAGGAGGUGGUUCUUAGUAGCCAGUCCAUAGAGGAGCUCCGAAACAAGAUGUCAGCUGUUAGUGGAAUACCCGUGGAAGAUGUGGAAUUUGCAAAGGGGAAAGGGACAUUUCCAUGUGAGACCUCUGUACUGGAAAUCCACUCUGACCUUGACUGGAACCCCCAGGUCACUUCGCUCAAUGUGUGGCCUCUGUACAUCUGUGAUGAUGGUCAUGUCAUUUUCUAUAGGGACAGAACUGAGGAGUUAGCAGAACUCUCAGAAGAAAAGAAGAAAGAGAUUCAGCAGAAGGAAAAUAUCAGAAUAUCACGCUGCAAUCAGCGGUUAUCUUAUUCUCCCAGAAAAGAACGUGCUCUAAAAAUCUACACAGAAGACCACCCGUCGUCUUCACCGAGCAAGGCAUCACCUGAUCUUGAUUGAGAAGGGUGUCAUCUUGAAAAGUGUGCUUUUGCCACCAUUUGGUAUCAUGCAGUUUGAUGCAAGUAGGCCAUGUCGUGCCCAGGGCAAAGUUAUAAUCCAAAGACAUCAGUCCUUAGCCAUGGUGACACUUCAUGGCUGGGCAUCAGUUUUUGCCUAUGUAGAAGAACACUGUUUUUCAGGGAAAGACAAUUGUCCCCAUGGCUCAGCAGAUUCUGUGAUGACUUUUGACAUAAAACUGAACAGCAGAGAUGAAAAAAAUAACUUUUGUAACAAACUGCAUUAUCUGACUGAUGCCGAAUGUGACAGAUAAGGCUAAUAACUAUUUCUCUUCAGCAACAAAUUUCGGCUUUGUUCAAGUUAGUGAGAUAUGUUGAUGUGGACAAGCAUGCAUGAUUGCGUUUGAGAGAUUGAAUCUGUUGAGAGUUUACACAGUUUUCAGCCAUCUGCCUAAAGCGGUGUUAAACAGAAUAAACUUUCUUCUGUCAUUAACCCUCCUCCAACCACCAGUCACACAUUCAAGGCUGGAACUGAUUAAUCGGCCCCAAAGAAUUUUUUUCUGCGAUUAGUAGGAGGGCAAGGGAGUGAGACGAGUAGCACUUGGGUGAUUACGAACCUCACUUCUUGUGCAGAAGCUUUUAUCUUGCAUCUUUCUACAUUUGUGGUUCAUUUUGGUUGCAACAGAUCACCUGCAUCAGAAAAAUGGAAAAAAUAGCUCACAUUGGAUUACCUGAAAAUGAAGCUCUUUGUGUGUGAAUCCUUAAAGGGAAAAGGAAAUACCAUAAAUAGAUAUUGGCCUCAAUGGCAAGUGGUGUACACAUUUUCAAAUAUUUUCGUUGCUAAAUUUUAUUCAUAAAAGGACACAUAGGUUUUGUGAUUUUUUUUUUUUAAUUUAAAGAUUUGCAUGUGGAAGUGUAACUUGAGCUUGUUUGGCUGUCUCAAAUGAUGAUGUUACAAUUUUGUAGAUGUGUCACAGCUCUAGCUGCAAAGUAUCACAAUCAUUGAUGUUAACCUUCAGCAUUACUUGGACUUGGAAUUUUAUGUAAAAGCAUUUUAACCAUUAGCAUCACUUUGGGUAACCUGAUGUGGUGUUGAUCUUGGGGGUUAGUCUGUUUUUAUAUAUAUUUAUCCAAGCCCAGAUACAACUUUGGGUUAAUGCGAAGCAAAUUAAACAGCAAUUGAGCAGGAAAUGUAGAUCCAUUUGUAACUUGCAUGUAGCUAAAUUUCACAGACAGUUGACAAUGCAGUUACAAAGAGAAGUCGUUAAUAUUCUGUUUGUAUCUUUUAUGAUUAGGUAGGUCCAGCCAUUUAUUAAUAAUAAUUUUAAUCCUUUCUUCAGUAAAGCUGCAUUAGUACAUUCUACAGAAAAUAGUCACACUUAUGCAAUAAAUCCAAAAGAAAGAGAACAGUGUUCUUUCACACAAUCACCUUGCAUCCUUCCCCUUUCUCUACAUAUUAUGUGGAGGGGUAGGGGCAAUGUUGGUUGCCUGUGGAGGGAUAUGUAUUUUGGAUUGGUACGUGGUACGUGCGUAAAAAGCGUACCUGAAAAAAGAUCUUGCUUGCUGUAUCUUCUUUUUAGCCAUCCAGGAAAAGAAACAAAAAAAAGUGAAGUGAAGAUAAUGCCACCAUCUUUCAAAGAACUAUGCAUAAUUAUGUUGAAUUUUUCUUUUUGCAACAAAAGCAUGUCAUUCUAUUCAGUUCUUUUUGAACAGAAUUGACUACAAUAUAAUCUCAUCAGAAGAUGUCUUGAAGAUCAGUAUUUAUGCAUGACACACAAUUUAAAAAAAAUACUCUCGUCUUACUACUGAUUAUUUCGUAUCAACAGUAGCUUUUAAAAAUAGUUUAUCUGUGCAGAGAGUGCGAUCUGUCUUGGUUGUAAUGCUGCACAUUAUAAAGUUCACGUUAUUAUUAUUAAUCAUUUUUGGCUUGAGUCUCUCCUGGCUACAGCAGAGAAUGUUAAGAAAUCAAGGUUUUCUAUGUCUUGUAAGCAUAUCCCCUCACCCCUAAAAGUUUAUGUUGAUCUUUUGCCAGAUACUUUUGAAAAAAUAUAUUUUCUAAAAUUUUGGACCCAGAGUUACUGUAUCUUUAUUUUGCUUAUGCAUGAUAUACUAAGAGUUUCAUCAACAAUCAGGUUAUGGCUGGACCUACCCAGUAAAACUGGUAGAAAGUAAAACUGAUAUCAGUCAACAUUAAACUGGCUGUGCUGCUAUUAACCUGUGAUGUCAUAACUUUAAGAAGGCUGCCUGAAUGUUGUCGUCUACUUGUGCCUACUUUUGCUCUGAUCUUGCAAGCAGAGAUUUUCAAGUAACAGUGCACUGUGUUUAAUAAGUAAAAGUUGGCACAAGUAGUGAACAGUUAAUUAAAGCCCUAAGGUCAUCUGAUGUGAAAGUGUUGACGUACGUCAGUUUUGCCCAGAUAGUUUAAAAGAAUUACAAGAAUAAACAGUGCAUUCUUUAAAUGAGUGCUGAUGGAAAACUAAAAAUUUUAGAUUAAGUAGCAAAUUUUCAAAGUGGACCUGGUGUUACUGAUUUUUUCCCCACGUGUGUUUCUAUUAACAGUGACAUUAGAAAAAAGUUUUUGUAUGCUUAUAAACAGACAUUAUAUUACCUACUAGAUAAAUCACAGCAUAGUCUGCUUGGAGAUACUACUUCCUAACAAGGUGGGAACACGUGAAAGGCUAUUUCAGAGCUGUAUUUCCUGUCACCCACCCUUUUCCUUUCACUACCAAUUACUUAUCACCUGGUAGCUGUAUGCAUGUAAAGUGGUCUGUUGCCCAGUCAUCUAUUCACAUGACUGGAUGCCAAAAAGUUUGCACCUGCUACUUCUACUGUCUGUGAUUUUUGUCUGUGUGGUGGUUGUACAGUGCUUGUUAGGAAACCUGAAUAUUUCUCUUGUUGCUCAGCCUUGGUGUACAGGUACAAGAAGGAAGUAAUAGUUCCAUGGAAUUCAGUGCUGUGGGUGUCGUUUAGUUUGUCAGGCCUGAACAUGGUGCUUGUGAUUGAUGAUGCACCUGUAUGAGUAAGGAUAGGAUUGCUGAUGAAACAUGAGUCGUCUGCUUGACAGAAAACUACCCAAAUGCAAACAAAAUAAUGGAAAUUCUCAGCAAGGAGUGGACUGCAUUUGAAAGCUGCUUUAAUGCUGCCCAGAGCUUGCACCAGCCUUUUACUAUGCAGGCGGUCCUCGACUUAAGACCUUCCGUUCCUACGUCAUAAACCAAUUUUUGCUGUAAGUCGGAACAUACGUACAUACUGUAUGUACAUCCUAUCCUAAUACCUAUCCUAACACAGUAAUUAUCAAAAAACACAUACAAAAUAUGUUUAAUAAUGAAAUGAAACAGGAAUAAUAAUAAUUAAAAAAAACACGAAGUUCGCGUUAUGACGCUUACAACGCCAAAACCACUUAAGUUGAAACAAGGCUUAAUACAGUAAAUGGGAGAUGUGUCAUAACCACAAAACAUCGUAACUUGGGGCUGAUGUAACCUGAGGACCGCCUGUAAAAAGUGUAACAAGAAUAAAACUGUUCUGUAGUUCGCCAUCUCAUAAAAACAAAUUGUGAUUGUUGUCAUCUAUCACAUUUGUGCCUAUUGUUGUUGGUAUAUCCUAUCUUUUUUAAUUUCCACUAGGUUUCAAGAACUACAGUACAUAUAUAGGGAUUUUUCUGUUUGCAUGUUUAACUUAUUUAGCUCUUUUCUCUAGACUCCAUUAGUCUUGUGAUGCACUUAGAGGAGGAGGGGGGGAAAUCAAAGAUUUCUUAAUUUUAAUUGUUGGAGGAGAGUGGCCGACUGAAGUCUGCAGUCACCAUCUUUAUGUGAAGUAAGGAAACCUUUUGUGUUUACAUAUUGCCAGCCUUAUUUUAGUCACCCAUUCCCAUGUCCAUAAUGCCUGUCAUUGAUACAUUGCAAGAUAUGUCAAGUAUUAUGUUUUAGUCACCUUAAGAUCAUAUUGUAAUGAUUCAGGUCCUUCAAUCACACACAGCUGGGAUUGUCUCUGGUGAUGUUUCAGAACAGCAAUAUUUGAGUGCACAGAUAAGUUCUUUUUCAGGAAGUGGGACCUUUAUGCUCCUCCUGUGGACACAGAUUUCAAUAUAAAUGUUUUAAAAUGGAUGUGCCUGAAAACAGAAAACGAAGUAAACAUUUUUAGUUCAUGCUCUCUAUUGUGAGAGAAUGGCUUUGAGAUGAUGAAUUGUUGCCUUCACAUAUUUGUUUAAUGUAGCAGAAGAUUUAUGUUAUGGGGUGAGGAAUGGCAAAGGGGUGGUGGUGUGAGGAGGGGGCAGUUGGGCCUUAAACAAAUUAAUAACUGUCAGUCCAUGUGUAGUAAACAUCUCCCUGCAAAAUUGUUGUAUAAAGAAAGGAAAGUCAGUAUGAAUUUUUUUUUGCAAACCUAGAAUGGCUUUAAACAGUUUUUAACAGCAAGUUCUUAUUUUUGAAUUUUAGUCAUGGAAUUUGGGGGUUUAAAUGUCAAAACAGCAAUAAAAGGUUUGGGAGCAGUUGAUGCUGGAUCAACAGUCAUCCAGCAAGACCUCAGUUCUAUACUGAGAACAAUGAUGAUGGCAGUAUGAUACAUUAAUUAGACUUUUGAAAUUGUUGUUACUUCCAGUAAACUUGGUGUGUAGGUGAGACAUCUGUAAAGACACAAUGUUUUGUAAGUGUCAAGAACAUUUUGACUCCUAGUCUUUGUUUCAGACAGAACCCUACCUGCUAAGACAGCCUUCCUUUUAUUCUUAGAGUAUUCGUCCACCCUCUGAUCAAAAUGUGUGCAAAGAAUUCUUUGUCUUUGAGUUUUGUAUGGUAUUACCUGAUUGAAGAAUCUAAAGUCUUAUGAUGGCCUUAGCUUAAUAAUUUGCUCCAUUUGCUGGCUUGGCUUCGGGGAGGACUUGUUAGAUGAAUGUGGCAGUCAGAUGGUAUUCCCAUCCUUUGAUAAAUCUUAUCAGAGGAAAUUUUGACUGUGGGUUGGCUUUGAGACUAGCGCAUCCAUUCUCUGAGCAUUUGGAAGGCAACAACAGCAACAUCCUUUCCGCCUUUCAGACAUUGGAAGGUUUGUCUAGUCACUGGUAGGCAAUCCAGCCAAAGACAUGCUUCUGCCUUGUUUGUUUAUACAAGCUGUGUAAUUUGAUUUUGCUUUUGUUUUGUUUAAUGUUUCCGAAUACCAAAUGCUCUAAAAUAUUUGUGCUAAAAUAACUUGUUUUAAACCCAGAUAUUAAAUUCAGAAGACAAGUGCUUUUCCACCAAAGCUUUCAUUCCUGGCCUUUCUCUUGUCUUUUGCUGAAAGUUGUAAAUCAGAUAUGACACUGAUUAUCUCCUAAUCACAUAGUUUUGUUUAAAAUACUGUAGUAUUGAAUAGGAUGCUAGUAUCAGGUAUCUUCAAUCUGUAAGAAGCAAAUAUUGUGUAAAUAGUAAGUAAAUAGCAAUUACAGUGGAACCACAGUUGACUGUCACAGCAGAAACCAUGAUGCCAUUUUGUGUACCUUUGUACAGCACAGUGGAACACACAAAACCACAAUGCAACAUUUACAGUGGAAAUUAUGGGAUUCAACGCAGAGUCUGUGCAUUGUAUUGAGGAAUCUUGUCUGUUUACAUGUUACUACUGUCCCCAUAUCCUUGCUGUUUAGAACAGGCUGGUCUAUACAGCAUGUUGGACAGAAAGAGCCAAGUUGAAGAGUUGGAUUUCUGUAAGUGCAAAAGACAAGAAAGUCCUGUGAGAGAAUGACAUGCCACCUACUUCAAUGAGAACUAUGAGCAAUCGUGAAUAAAUCUUCAUAGUUUGAAGCACUCAGAAAUACUGUUCAACUUUUAGUAGUUUAUGUUAGCGUUAGAAAGUGCUAUACUGAAAUUUUCACAUUGGUUCUCUUCUACUUUCUGUAACCAUUCAGUUUUUUUUUUUUGGCGUGUGAAGAGAUCUACAAUAUCUAUACUCAAAGCUGCAAAGCUGAUUUGUAAAGUUUUUUGUUUUGGAUUCCGUUGUUGCAUGGGUGAAUAGGGGUUUUUCAGACACUUCAGAAGUAAAAGGAAUUUGUAAAAAAGUGACCAAGCUUGUUUAAAGAGGUUCACAUAGAAAAUCCUGUGGAAAUAGAACAUUUUAGAUGUGAAAGUACGUAAAAACCUAUUUAUCUUAAAUACCAGGUAUUACCUUUAAGGAAAACUACAAAAGCAUAUAGGCCUUUACAAGUAGCCAGCAUUUUCAUAUUUUUCUUUUAAGGGUUUAGGUUUUUUAAAAGUUAUCGGGUUAACUGUAAAUUGAGACAAAAAUGAGAGGGCGACAUGUCAGAGAUAGGCUUAAAAAAAAAGGUUGCAGAAGUUUCUUGUGUGCAUGUGUGAUGGUGGCAGGGUGCAAGAUGGUGGCAAAGUGAAGAGAUUUUUGAAUGUAAAAGUACCUUAUGGUUAGGUAAUGUGAUUGCAAAGUCAUUAAAGUAAUAAAGAUAACCUGUUUGAAGAUG
Pomacea canaliculata is the source of this 11060-nucleotide messenger RNA. RefSeq names its product ubiquitin carboxyl-terminal hydrolase 47-like. Gene Ontology annotation, molecular function: cysteine-type deubiquitinase activity; cysteine-type endopeptidase activity. Gene Ontology annotation, biological process: protein deubiquitination. Lineage: Eukaryota; Metazoa; Mollusca; Gastropoda; Architaenioglossa; Ampullariidae. Gene Ontology annotation, cellular component: cytosol; nucleus. The record is from RefSeq and is a predicted model, not a curated record.